AUGGCAGCGGUGAAGCCUGAACCCGUGGAUGAUGACCCGGGCUGCGGGGUCAUUGCCGCCGUGAAAGAGGCCGGCUCGGCGAAGGAGACCCCAAACACUGACAACAACCAUGGCGCGAGUCUACUCCAGAAACUCAUCGUGCCCGGCAACCCGCCAGAGCUUCUCGAAGGGGGUGUAAAGAUUGGUCUUCAAGUAUUGGGGACCUUGAAAACACCGUUGGCCGACAUGAGCAACUCCGCUUCGGGCGCCCAGUGGUUAGAAUCAAUUAACCAACUGGAGUCCCUUGCGAAGCCCGCGCGGACCAUCGUGGGCGUGGUGGGAAAUACGGGCGCCGGAAAAUCUUCUGUGAUUAGUGCGGUUCUCGACGAGGAAAGGCUUCUCCCCACAAAUUGCAUGCGAGCUUGCACGGCAUCUCCAACCGAGAUAUCUUACAACCAUUCCCAAGACCCUGCCGAGUUGUAUCGGGCCGAGGUCGAGUUUAUCACGGCGGAUGAUUGGCUCCAAGACCUCCGGGGUCUUUACAUCGACCUUAUCGACGGUGGCGGCGGAGUCUCGCGGGACUGCACGAAUCAAGACAGCGAUGCCGGUGUUGCCUACGCCAAGAUCAAAGCCGUCUAUCCCAAACUAACGAGGGAGAUGAUUGCCGAUGCGACUCCUGAGCAUCUUGCUGGAAAACCUUCGGUCGUUCGGAUUCUCGGGACCGUCAGAGUACUCCGUGCGACGACGGCCGGGAGCUUAUACCGUCAGCUACAAGAAUAUGUCGACAGCAAGGAGAAGAACACCGACAAGCUCAUGGAGUACUGGCCGCUGAUCAAAGUCGUCCGCAUCUACACCAAAGCGUCUGCCUUGUCAACGGGGGCUUGUCUGGUUGACCUCCCGGGUGUCCAAGACUCCAACGCGGCGCGUGCGGCGGUUGCUGCUAACUACAUGAAAUCAUGUACGGGGUUGUGGAUUGUUGCUCCGAUCACCCGUGCGGUGGACGAUAAGACGGCUAAAUCACUAUUGGGAGAUUCCUUCAGACGCCAGUUGAAAUACGAUGGUACUUACUCGGCCGUGACAUUCAUUUGUUCCAAAACGGACGACAUCUCCGUCACAGAGGCAGCGGAGAGUUUGGGCAUCGAGGAAGAAGUCUCUGAAUCAUGGGCUCGCGUCCGUGAGCUGUCAGACGAUAUUAAGAAACAAAAAUCCGACAUGGCCGACCUCAGAGACGAGCGAGAUGUCUGCCUCGACCUCAUCGACAAUAUUGAGCAAGCCUAUGAUGAGUGGGAAAUUCUCGGUAGCAAGUUGGCAGGCGGAACCACGGUCUAUGCGUCCCCCACCUCGCCCAGCAAAAAGCGCAAGCGGAAAACUCGCCCCAGGGGUAGUCGAAAGGGGCGCAACUCGAGCGAUGUUGAUAGCGAUUCCUCAGAUCCAGAUGGUUCCGAUUCUAGUGAUAAGGAGAACCAGGACGCUCGGGGAGAGCCACUCACGUCGGAUGAGAUUGAUACCAAACUCGCGUCCUUGAAAGGCGAGAAAAAGGAGCUGCGAGACAAGAAGAAGGGGAUUGAUGAGCAUGUCAAGGCCCUUCGCGAGGCCAUAAAGGAGCUCACCGCGGAGAAAGACACGAUUCUCGCCGAGUUGAAGGCCGUGUGCAUUCAGGGGAGAAACCAGUACUCGAAAACGGCGAUCAAACAGGAUUUCGCAAUGGGUAUCAAAGAGCUCGACCAGGAAACAGCCGUGGAGGAAGAUGAGGCGAAUUUUGACCCAGAGGUUGACCUUCGCGAUUAUGAUGCGGUAGCCGCAUCUCUCCCUGUGUUCUGUGUUUCUAGCCGUGCAUUUCAGAAGCUGAGUGGCCGGCUGGAAAAGGAUGACUUUAAUGGUGCCGGAUUUCAGUCCCUCGAGGAUACCGAGAUCCCCCAGUUGCAGGCACAUGCCAAGAAACUCACAGAGGCCAGCCGGACCGCCAACUCUCGGCGGUUUCUCACUGAGCUCAUACAGCUCCUGAACUCCAUCAAGAUGUGGGCGUCUGAAGACCAAGCGACACCAGCCGUGUCGGGUACCGAGAAGGCGGAGAAAGAGACAGAGUUGCGGGAGCAGCUUAAGCAGUUGGACAAGUAUUUUGACCUCCUGCUGAGGCAUUGCAUAGCUUCCGUACGACAAGUAUUUGCUGAGCAUAUCUAUGCCAACUUUGCUCGAUACAUACCUGUGGCUUUCCAAACAGCGGUGCCCACAGCGAGACAAUGGGGUGCCCCCCGAGGAGAAGGAGGCAUGCUUUGGGGGACCUACAAAGCAACUUGCAGGAGGGGUGGCGCCUUUACCGGUAGCGCCGGUCCCCGCGACUUCAACGACGAGCUUUUCCUCCCCAUCUCAAAACACGUCGCCGCCGGCUGGGAGCGCGCCUUUGUCCGACGCCUGCCCGGAGUCAUUGACGGUUUUCUCGGCGCGGUUCGCGAGAGCCUGACCGAAUUCCAUUUCAAGGCAGUCACAACUGCGGAAGCCUCCGGAGUUCAUGCCGGCGGGCUGAAUAUCCUAGCCCAACAGCUCCAAACGCAUGUUGAGUCGGUGAACCAGAUGGGCGUUGAGGGCCUAAAAAUUGCCCAGGACAUCCAGCGAGACGCAAAUCGGGGGUUUACCCCUGUGAUCCAGCAGGAAAUGAUGCCCGUUUACGAAGACUGUGUGCAGGAACGCGGAGUCGGCUCCUACAUGCGCAUGAAGAACCUGAUGCUAGCACAUGUCGAAGAUCGGCGCGAAUUUAUGUUCCGCAACGCGACGGGUACCGUGCAGCAACAGCUCGAGGUGCUGUGCCAACAGGUUGGCGACUAUUUCACUGCGGGCAUCCAGGAGUUGUCCAAGCGCAUCGCGCGAGAUUAUCUCGGUGUCAUCGCCGGUGUGCAUACACUGGCCACCGGUGUCUCGGCUCAAGCCGAGCGUGAACUGCGCAGGGCCAUCAAAUUGAGGCUUAUCCAUGCUGACCGGAGCUUCGCCGUGCUCUUUCCGGAGUUGCUUAGUGGGCAUGAUGCUGGUGAGAAGUGGAAGGAAGAGGAGGAGAAGGAGGAGGAGAAGGAGGAGGUGGAGGAGGAGGAGGAGGAGGUGGAGGACUACGAUGAGGAGCCGGGCUUGGACCCGGAGUAUGCGGAUUAUCUGGCCGCCUGCGAAGAAGGAGGUGGUAGCGAGGAGUCAGUGGCAGAAUGGGGGGUGAAGUCUGAGCCUGAGGUUGAUGAGGAGUACCUUUCGUGUUAG
Molecule: messenger RNA, 3219 nt
Organism: Dichotomopilus funicola
Lineage: Eukaryota; Fungi; Ascomycota; Sordariomycetes; Sordariales; Chaetomiaceae
Exons: 6
Coding region: 1-3219 (1072 amino acids)
Source: RefSeq, a predicted model, not a curated record